Molecule: messenger RNA, 1224 nt
Organism: Brassicogethes aeneus
Lineage: Eukaryota; Metazoa; Arthropoda; Insecta; Coleoptera; Nitidulidae
Source: the annotation of a GenBank genome assembly
GUUGAAUUAUAAAUGUAAAAUGUUUGAAUUGUUCCACUCUAAAUUCAUUGUUGUGUGACGUACCUAUUUUAGAAAAUGAGCAUUUUCGUUUAUGGUGAAAUUCUUCAACUCCCGUUAACAAAGUUUCUUAACAUAUCGGAAAAAAUUGGUGGCGAUGUUAAAGAACAAAGUAUUUUAGUGAAAAAUGCCUUUCAAGCGCAGUUGCAAUACCUUGAAAUUGUCAGUAAAAACCCUCCACCUCGAAAUGAACACGAAUUGAUGAUUUCAUUGAAACCAACAAGCGAUAGUAUUUGCGAGGUUCAAGAAUUCAGAGGCAAAAAUAGAACAUCGCAAUUUUUUAAUCAUUUAUCAGCUAUUAGUGAAAGUAUACCUGCUUUGGGAUGGGUUAUAGUAACCCCUGCACCAGCACCUUUUGUUCAGUACAUGAACGAUUCUGGCCAGUUUUACUCCAAUCGCGUUUUGAAUGAUUGGAAGGGAAAAGAUAAAAAACACAUUGAAUGGGUCAAUUCUUGGGUGGAAACGCUCAGUGAGCUACAAGUAUUUGUUAAAAGAUUUCAUGCAAAUGGAUUGAUUUGGGAUUUUAAACAUAUUACUACGGGAGACUCCAAUGAUGAAAGUGUCCAAGCUAGAAGAUCGUUUGUUAAACCUGCGAACUUCAUUAGAGAUGGAAAAAAGUGGAUUAUUGAACAUCAAAGAGGAAAUCAGGAUUUAAUAAUAGAUUCAGCUCAGUUAAAUAACGUGGUUUACAUGUACGACUGCAAGGAUUCUUUUUUAACUGUAAAAGGAAAAAUAAAUUCAAUUGUGCUGGACUCUUGUAAAAAAACUAGUGUUGUAUUUGAUUCUCUACUUUCUACAGUGGAGUUUAUUAAUUGUGAAUCUGUCCAGAUGCAGGUAUUUGGUAGAGUGCCUACAAUAACAAUUGAUAAAACCGAUGGUUGUCAAAUUUACUUAAGUCAAGAAAGUCUGGAUGUUGAAAUUAUAACGGCAAAAUCGACAGAAAUGAAUAUAAUGGUCCCGGAUAAAAGUGGCGACUAUAUUGAAAAUCCCAUUGCAGAACAAUUUAAAACCACUAUAUUGCCAAACUUAAAACUUUCCACGGUUACAGCAGAUUCUAGUUUUUAAGAUUUUUGUAUUAAUAUAUUUUACAACAUAUGUAGGUACAUUAUUUUUCCUAUGACUGCUAUGUAAAAGUCACAUUUCCUAAGGCGUCGUUUCUAAUAAAAU